This is a messenger RNA of Gambusia affinis (western mosquitofish), 790 nucleotides long. RefSeq lists its product as uncharacterized. Gene Ontology annotation, biological process: response to bacterium. The coding region runs from base 38 to 790 and encodes 250 amino acids. The transcript is spliced from 3 exons. Lineage: Eukaryota; Metazoa; Chordata; Actinopteri; Cyprinodontiformes; Poeciliidae. The record is from RefSeq and is a predicted model, not a curated record.
CUCACAUUAACAAAGCCUCAAGUGGAUUAAUGAAAAAAUGCUGAUCAUUUUUUACUUCAUGCUCUCUGUCGUAGUUGGACGAUGCAAAGAUAAUCUGAGUGUUGAAACAAGAACUGUUGCUGUUGGAGAAGAUGUGACCCUAACCUGCCCGCGCUUGACCUCUGAGCAUAGAGCAAGGCUGUACUGGAUCAGGUUUAUUCCUGGACACUGGCCUGAAUUCUUGGGAGGAACAUAUUCCUUCAAUUUUAGUGAUGUUCUAGAAACUGCUCAUAUUACAGCAAAGCAAGAGGCAAAAUCCUUUAUCUUGCACAUUAGUAGAGUCCAGCACAGGGAUGUUGGCCUUUACUAUUGCUUAAAAGUUAAUCAGCUUAACUUGACUUUUUUAAAGGGGGAAUUUCUGAGAAUCAGUGGAAAAGAAUCAAGCAACACUGCCAUUGUCCAACACCGUCUACCUGAUCGAGUUCAUCCAGGAAGCCCAGUCUCUCUACAUUGUUCAGUCCUCUUUAACGCUCAAGAUAAAACUUGUUCAACAGAUCAUAGGGUGUUCUGGUUCAUAGCUGCAUCAAAUAGAUCUAAUCCCAGUUUAAUUUACGCUCCUGAAAACCCCGGUAAUGAAUGUGAGAACAGUCCUGAGGAUCAAUCUGGGCGAAAAUGUAUCUAUAGCUUCUCGAAGAACAUCUCUGCUUCUGAUGUUGGGACUUACUACUGUGCUGUGGCCUCUUGUGGAAUGAUUUUGUUUGGAAAUGGAACCAAACUGGACAUAGAAGGUACAGUUAAUCCAAUCCUUUAA